CAUCCCUAAAGUCACACGUCUCCGGUCUGCUCGGUGUCAGACUUUAGUGCAGUGUUUGGGAUUCAUUGCGUCUCUUUGCAGGAGAAUUGGUGGACUUGAAUGCUUUGAUCGUCUGCAGGCUUUGUCGGAUCAUGGCUACCCACGAAUUUUUUGUUGAUAUGACAUGCGAGGGAUGUUCAGGUGCAGUCACUCGAGUCCUUAAAAAAAUAGAUGUCAAGUUUGACAUUGACCUUCCUAACAAGAAGGUGUUCAUUGAGUCCGACAAAGAUAAAGAUGUCCUUCUGGAGACGCUGAAAAAGACGGGGAAAACGGUCACCUACAUCGGCACAAAAUAGACAAGAUCGAAAACCUACAGAUCUGUCUGUUUUGAAGACCACGAAGGUCAUGGCCAUCUGUGAGUUCGUACACUUCAAGAAUGAAGGUGUGACUUUGGGGACCAGUGGAAGGAGCGUCUUAAACCUGUCCAGCUGUGUACCAUGAAAAUAAAGUCAAAUGCUAAUCGAUGUAAUGAAAUAUUAGUAUCUAAUGCUUAGAUGAAUAUAUACAAAUAUAUAUGAGUUUUGUAGUUGCAUUAAAACAGCUUAUUAAAUAGACAUACACUGCUGCUUAAUUGUCUAAUCAUGACCCUGUUUACAUACACGCCUGCAGAAAUAAACACUGUUGUCAUGCCCUG
This is a messenger RNA of Pygocentrus nattereri (red-bellied piranha), 673 nucleotides long. It is a transcript of the gene atox1, whose product is annotated as antioxidant 1 copper chaperone. Gene Ontology annotation, cellular component: cytosol. The record is from RefSeq and is a predicted model, not a curated record. Gene Ontology annotation, biological process: copper ion transport. The transcript has 4 exons. Bases 132 to 335 code for a protein of 67 amino acids. NCBI's taxonomy places the organism in Eukaryota, Metazoa, Chordata, Actinopteri, Characiformes, Serrasalmidae. Gene Ontology annotation, molecular function: metal ion binding; copper chaperone activity.